Molecule: messenger RNA, 546 nt
Organism: Colletotrichum orchidophilum
Lineage: Eukaryota; Fungi; Ascomycota; Sordariomycetes; Glomerellales; Glomerellaceae
Product: AIG2-like family protein
Exons: 4
Coding region: 1-546 (181 amino acids)
Source: RefSeq, a predicted model, not a curated record
AUGAGUGGACCGCAUACUGCCUUCUUCUAUGGCACUCUGAUGGAGCCCAAGGUCUUCUUCACAGUCGUCCAAGGAAAUGGCAACCCAUCCCAGGCGAUCAAGGAUCUCUACACGUUCACUCCGGCCAUUCUGCACGACUACACCCGACACCGGGUCCAGUUUGCCGACUACCCGGGCAUGAUCUCCGAGGCGGGCGGCUCUGUCCUCGGCAUCUAUGCGACGGGCCUCACGGACGCCAACAUUCUCAAGCUCGACUUCUUUGAGGGCUCCGAGUACAAGAAGAAGAUUGUCAGCGUCGAGCUCCGCGGCGAGAAUGGCGGUGGGGAGGAGAAGGAAGAGAAAAAGGAGGCCAUGGCUUACAUCUACAUGCGCCCGGAGGGCUUGGAGCGCGUGGAGUGGUCGUUUGAGGAGUUCCGCAAGGAUAAGAUGCACGUCUGGACGCGCGAGAGCCAUGUCUUUGAAGGCUGCGAUGACUAUGCGGAGUUUGAGAAGACAGAGCAGGAAGAUGCACAAGGUCACGACAAGAAGCAUGAUAUGCCCAAGUAG